Messenger RNA from Neocloeon triangulifer, 924 nucleotides. RefSeq names its product 26S proteasome non-ATPase regulatory subunit 9. Gene Ontology annotation, biological process: proteasome regulatory particle assembly. NCBI's taxonomy places the organism in Eukaryota, Metazoa, Arthropoda, Insecta, Ephemeroptera, Baetidae. The coding region runs from base 168 to 512 and encodes 114 amino acids. The transcript has 4 exons. Gene Ontology annotation, cellular component: nucleus; cytoplasm. The record is from RefSeq and is a predicted model, not a curated record.
GCAGCCUUCCGCAAAAUUUUAUUCGGAAAUUUGAAAACAAGACGUCGAGAAGAGCGCAGAAACUCACAAUUUUACACUUUGUUUCUUCAAACCUUCGCAAUCGAAAAACGGAUAAAGCACUGCGCGAUCUCCUUUAUUUUCUUUCAAAGACUUCAAGAGUGAGCAAUAUGAACCGUCAAACUGAUGAGUCUGCAGAUUCUGCCAGGAACGCGGUCUUGCAGCUUAUGAAACAAAAAGAGGCAAUCGAGGCGGAGAUAAAAUGUUUCCACGACAUCCUACGAACGAAUGGAAACGUUGGGAUGCACGGAACCCUUGUUGAUGGUGAGGAUUUUCCGAGGAACGACAUUGACGUUUAUCAAGUACGACAUGCCAGGAACAAAAUCAUCCGUUUGCAAAAUGAUCACAAGGCAGUCAUGAAGGAAAUCGAAGCUGGACUGCACAACUUCCACUCAGAGGUCAAGAAGACGGGGCCUGCCUCGACAUGCCCUUUCGAUAAAAGUCCGAGUCGCUAAAAUUUGGCAAAACGCAUUUUUCUGAGGAGCAGAUUCAGACUGGAGCCACCAGGCCUUAGUUAGAUCUACAGAUUUGGUACUGUGUGCAAGUUAAUUUUAAGUUUUGGUUGAGCAAUAAUUUUAGCCUUUGAACAUUUUCUGCAAGAUGGUUUCAAAAUUUAAAUGUUAUUCCAUGCAAUUCCAUUAUGUAUAUUGAAAUUUCUCACAUCUUCAAAGGAAAUCAUUUCCAUUUAAAAAAAUUUAACCUGACAAAAAUAUUUUAUUUGAUUUCAACAUCAGAACAUGAGUAGUUAGUGUGUAUAUAAUUGUGAUGGACUAUUCUUCAGUGUCAAUUAAUUUAUUCUUCUUCAAAAAUUCUUUUGCUUCAGCUAUGUCCUGAAAAAACAAAUAAUUAAACACAAGUUAUUAAUGA